Messenger RNA from Neoarthrinium moseri, 1608 nucleotides. RefSeq lists its product as uncharacterized. Gene Ontology annotation, cellular component: plasma membrane. Gene Ontology annotation, biological process: dipeptide transport; transmembrane transport; allantoate transport. The transcript is spliced from 4 exons. Bases 1 to 1608 code for a protein of 535 amino acids. Lineage: Eukaryota; Fungi; Ascomycota; Sordariomycetes; Amphisphaeriales; Apiosporaceae. Gene Ontology annotation, molecular function: dipeptide transmembrane transporter activity; allantoate transmembrane transporter activity. The record is from RefSeq and is a predicted model, not a curated record.
AUGGCCGAAGCGGAGAAAGCGGGGACCUAUCCAGGAGGCGAUGUCGAGAAGCACAUUGUCCCUGUAGCCAACGCACCUGGGAUCGAUGAUGUGGGCAUCCUGAAGCAUGCGAACAAGAACGAUGCGGAUGAGGCUUUUAAGGUCUUGGUCGAGGGAGGUGAGACCAUUGUCAUCACUCCUGACGAAGAACGCCGGCUUCUGAGAAAGAUUGACCUGAAUCUGAUGCCAUUGCUUUGUAUUGUCUACGGUCUGAAUUAUCUCGACAAAACCACUGUUUCCUACGCGAGUACUGACAUCCACCUUGUUGGGCAAGACUAUUCUUGGAUCGGCUCCAUGUUCUACUUUGGUUACCUCUUCUGGGAAUGGCCUACCAACCGCCUCUUACAAAGACUGCCGCUGGCAAAAUACUCAGCUUUCAACGUCAUCAUGUGGGGGCUCACUCUUUGCUGCAUGGCGGCUGUCAAGGACUUUGCCGGCGCUAUGACGGUGAGGUUCUUCCUUGGUGUGUUUGAAGCCGCAGUGUCUCCAGGUUUUGCGUUGUUCACGAGCCAGUGGUGGACUAUCCGCGAGCAGGGAACGCGUACUGGUUGGUGGUUCAGCUUCAACGGUUGGGGCCAGAUUUUGGGUGGAUUUGUGGCCUACGGUAUCGCUGUUGGCACAGAAGCCCGUCCGGUCUCUAUCAAGUCUUGGCAGCUUGUGUUCCUGGUGAUCGGCCUCUUCACCGCCUUCAUGGGAUUUAUCUUUCUAUGGUGGAUGCCGGACAACCAGCUAAACGCCCGUUUUCUGACACCAAAGGAGCGUCGAAUGGCCGUUGAACGAAUCCGAAUGAACCAACAGGGUGUUGGAAACAAGCACUUCAAGAUGUACCAAUUCAAGGAGGCUAUCACUGACCCCAUGAUCUGGGCAUUUGUCUUUUACAGCUUAGUUGCGGAUAUCCCGAACGGUGGAAUAUCGAAUUUCUUCUCGCAACUAAUCGUAUCCUUUGGUUACACGAACACCCAGUCCUUACUCUUGGGUACACCAGGUGGGGCUGUAGAAGUUGUUGCACUAGUGGUGGCUGGUCAUCUUGGUGAUCGGUACAAGAAUCGACUUGUAAGUCACCUGUAUCAAGAGGAAAUGUUUGGCUUCCUGACCUGGGAUAUGCAGCUUAUUUCAACAUCUGGAUUGCUUAUCGCGGCCCUCGGUAUGCUUCUGAUUACUUGUCUGCCCGAAAGCCACAACGCCGGCCGCCUCGUGGGAUAUUAUCUUACGCAAGCUUCGCCAACUCCAUUUGUAGCUCUUCUUUCCCUCAUCUCAACUAACGUUGCCGGUUGGACGAAGAAGACUACAGUGGCAGCAAUGUAUCUGAUCGGCUAUUGCGUGGGUAAUAUCAUUGGUCCACAAGUUUUCCAAGAUAAGGACAAGCCGCAAUACCGCCCUGCCGAGAUUACUAUCAUUGUCUGCUACUUAGUAUGUGUGCUCGACAUUCUGUUCAUUUACUUCUGGUGUAAAAGACAGAAUAAGAAGAAGGCUGCAAUCAGGGCAGCAUCGGGCUAUCAGAAACUUGAGGGUCAGGAGUUCCUUGAUUUGACGGAUGGAGAGAACCCGGAAUUCGUAUACAGCCUUUAG